AACAACAGCAGCGCUUGGCUGGUGACGGUGAGGCCACAGAAGAGAUUAGUGUCUAUAAUCAAUACUCUAAUACUCUAAUCAGUCUUUCUUAGAAGUAACGCCGGCGUUCCGUAUCUGCCAUUGUUAUAAUUUAACGCAAAUAUGUCUUUGUUUGGAAAGUUGUUUGGUAGUGGGGGUAAAGGGGGGAAAGCUCCUAGCGCACAGGAGGCAAUUCAGCGACUUAGAGAAACAGAAGAAAUGUUAACCAAGAAACAAGAAUUUCUGGAGAAAAAGAUCGACCAGGAACUCCUUAUUGCAAAAAAGAAUGGCACAAAAAACAAAAGAGCUGCUUUGCAGGCCUUGAAACGCAAGAAGAGAUAUGAGAAGCAGCUGGCCCAGAUUGACGGCACCUUGUCCACCAUUGAGUUCCAGAGAGAGGCUCUGGAGAACGCCAACACUAACACAGAAGUCAUCAAGAACAUGGGCUUCGCUGCCAAGGCCAUGAAGGCUGCCCAUGAUAACAUGGACAUCGAUAAAGUGGAUGAUCUAAUGCAGGACAUCACAGAGCAACAGGAGCUGGCGCAAGAAAUCUCUGACGCCAUCUCCAAACCUGUUGGCUUUGGCGAGGAGUUUGACGAGGAUGAACUGUUGGCAGAGUUGGAAGAGCUGGAGCAGGAAGAGCUGGAUAAGAACUUGCUGGAGAUCGGAGGCACAGAGAACGUCCCACUGCCCAAUGUGCCAUCCACGUCCUUACCCUCCAGACCAGCAAAGAAGAAGGAGGAAGAGGACGAGGAUGAUAUGAGAGAUCUGGAAGCAUGGGCUGCCAAUUAAUCAGCGCCACUCUCUGCACGUUAAGACCUGCUUCAGGAGGAACUAGAAGGACUCUUAUGGUUUAGCGUGUGACGUCUUUUUGUUUGGUAGGAAUGGAAUACCGAACGAAUACACAAGAGGGGAAAAAAAAGAAAACAAAAUAAAGAGGGCUGAUUCAGACCGUACUGCACUUACAUCACUGCUCCAGACCCAUUUGGUUUCGUAGCUCCUUCCGAUGGUCAAGCCUCCUGCACGGAGGACCAAACAGAGAAAAAAAACCCCAUAAAAAAUACGUUUUUCUGUAUGAUAUCUGUAUGAUAUUCCCAUUGUUUUUUUUUUUUCUUUUCCUCCAUGACUGGCUUUCUGCACUCCCUCAGCACGUGUCUGUGCUCAAUAAUAUUAAAAAAACAUAUAUAUAUAUAUAUUACAUAAA
Chanos chanos (milkfish) is the source of this 1222-nucleotide messenger RNA. It is a transcript of the gene chmp4ba, whose product is annotated as charged multivesicular body protein 4Ba. The transcript has 5 exons. The record is from RefSeq and is a predicted model, not a curated record. Bases 142 to 810 code for a protein of 222 amino acids. Gene Ontology annotation, biological process: vesicle budding from membrane; late endosome to vacuole transport via multivesicular body sorting pathway. Gene Ontology annotation, cellular component: multivesicular body; ESCRT III complex; cytoplasmic side of plasma membrane. Lineage: Eukaryota; Metazoa; Chordata; Actinopteri; Gonorynchiformes; Chanidae.